AUGGAAACCGACAGUGAUCCAAACGCAAACCCACCCAAAAGGCAGAUUUUUAUACUCUCCGGUCAAAGCAACAUGGCCGGUCGUGGCGGUGUAAUCAAGAAUCCCCACCACACUCCCAACAAGCGAUGGAACGGAGUCGUUCCACCAGAGUGCAGUCCCGACCCUUCGAUCCUCCGUUUCAGCGCCGCCCUCAAAUGGGAACAAGCACACGAACCCCUCCAUAUCGACAUUGACACCAAGAAAGUCUGUGGCAUAGGUCCAGGCAUGGUGUUCGCCAACGCAAUACGGAAGUGUGUACCCGGCGAGUUAGGUCUCGUCCCCUGCGCUGUUGGCGGCACUGCAAUAAAGGAAUGGGCACGCGGGGAGGAGUUCUACGAAAACAUGGUGAAGAGAGUCAAAGAAAGCUUAAAGGGAGACGAAAAUGCAGAGAUCAAAGCGUUGUUGUGGUUCCAAGGAGAGAGUGACACAUUGAAUGAAGUUGACGCAGAGGCUUACAGAGUCAACAUGGAGAAUCUCAUCCACAAUGUUCGUCAAGAUCUAAAUUUGCCAUCGCUUCCAAUCAUUCAGGUUGCAUUAGCAUCAGGGUUUGAAUACAUUGAGAAAGUGAGAGAAGCGCAGAAAGCUAUUAAUGUUCCGAAUGUGAUUUGUAUUGAUGCAAAGGGAUUGCAAUUGAGGGAAGAUAAUCUCCACUUGAACACAGAAUCUCAGAUUAAAUUGGGCCACAUGCUAGCUGAGGCUUUUGUUACUGUUUAUCAGAAAAUUAACAGUUGA
Lathyrus sativus (Indian pea) is the source of this 771-nucleotide messenger RNA. The record is from the annotation of a GenBank genome assembly. Lineage: Eukaryota; Viridiplantae; Streptophyta; Magnoliopsida; Fabales; Fabaceae.